Molecule: messenger RNA, 4646 nt
Organism: Lethenteron reissneri (Far Eastern brook lamprey)
Lineage: Eukaryota; Metazoa; Chordata; Hyperoartia; Petromyzontiformes; Petromyzontidae
Gene: RPRD1B
Product: regulation of nuclear pre-mRNA domain containing 1B
Biological process (GO): mRNA 3'-end processing
Molecular function (GO): RNA polymerase II complex binding
Source: RefSeq, a predicted model, not a curated record
CCCGGCCAAAGGCGGCGCGGUGACGCCAUUUUGCGUGGCCCACCUCGCCGCUCGCCUCCUCCCUCGGCGCACGCCUUGCUCCUCCACCGCCUGCCGUUCAUGUCUUCGCCGCCGUCGUGGUUGCCCUUUCUUCCCUUCGUUAAGAGCGGCGGCGGGCACUAUACCACGGCUUGUUGUAAUCGUAGUGGUGGUGGUGGCGGCAAUGUCGUCCUUCUCGGAGUCCGCGCUGGAGAAGAAGCUGAGCGAGCUGAGUAACUCGCAGCAGAGCGUCCAGACGCUCGCCCUGUGGCUCAUCCACCACAGGAAGCACUCCCGCAGCGUCGUGCAGGUCUGGCACCGCGAGCUCAAGCGAGCAAAGCCGAGCCGGAAGCUGACAUUCCUCUACCUGGCCAACGACGUGAUCCAGAACAGCAAGAAGAAGGGGCCCGAGUUUGGACGAGACUUUGGGCCCGUGCUGGUGGACGCCUUUGGACAUGUGGCCAGAGAGGCGGAGGAUUCCUGCAAGAGGCCCAUGGAGCGCGUGCUCGCCAUCUGGCAGGAGAGAGCCGUCUUCGAGGCGGACUUCAUCGACCAGAUCCGACGGGCCAUCGGUUCCCUGCCCGGUGGCGACGCGCCAAAGAAGGCGGCGCCGGACGUGAGUCGGCAGGCGGAGGAGAAGAGGCCGCCUCCCGUCGCCGCAGGCCACGCCAGCGGCAACGGCGGCGACAAAAAGGCGGCCAAGCGGCGGCACGAGCAGGUGCAGGUGGCCAAGACUGAGGAGGAGGACGACGACGACUACCUCGUCAACUGCUCCCCGCGCGAACCCCCCGAGACGGAGGAGCUGAUCAAGGCACUGCAGGAGCUGGAACAAGCGGCGUCGGGAGAUGCGGCGGUGCGGCGCAGGAUAGCAGCGCUGCCUCCUGAGGUGCAGGACCCCUCGCUACUCUCCAAGAUCAAAGAUGCACCUUCGGCGGAGCGGCUGUCGCGGAUGGUGGAGGAGGCGUGCGUGCUGUUGGCCGACUACAACGGGCGGCUCGCGGCCGAACUUGAUGACCGCAAGCAGCUGGCGCGCAUGCUCGCUAACUACCUGCGCUCGCAGAAGGAGCUGCUCGCCCAGAAGGAGCGCAAGCUGGAGGAGUACAAGCAAAAGCUGGCGAAGGUGACGCUGGUGCGGAAGGAGCUGAGGACGCACAUCCAGAACCUGCCCGACUUCUCCAAACUUCCCGCGAGCACCAAGGGGCUGGCCCCGCUACCUUCGGCGGGCGACCUCUUCUCUAAAGACUGAACGAGCGUGCGGCCUGUCUCUCACUGUCUCUCGCCCGCCUGCGCGCCCAGGGCUCUUAAGUUGUGUAUAUAUUUUUGGUGCCAGACCGCUUAGCAAUUUGGCACCGCCGCGCCGGGUUGGGUCUUGCAGUCAGGCCAGGCCGACGCUUAGCUGUCACAAUCCACCGGGCGUCGACGGAGGGCUUUCCGGUUCGCCGACUCAGCGAUUGUCUCCGAAAAAUUCCGUGUCGCACCGUGACCCUGGAGCCCAAGCUCUGGAUUCUGGCCCAUCCCCUGGCUGCCUGCAGCCAGGGGAUGGGCACACAAAUCGCUCCCGGGCAGCGCGACACCACCCUGGGCUUGCUGGGGAGGCGGCACUGAAGGCGUUGGGGGGGGGGAGUGGUGGGGGCGGGGGGGAGGUCUGUGACCAACCACCACGGAGCAAAUCCCAAUUGGCAUUGCCCUGCUGACGAUCACAGAGAGCGGAGUUUAGUUUAUCCUGGCGAAUAAAUAUGAAAGCGUCGAGCGUUUGAAUUCCGUUUGGGUUUUCAAACGCAUCCCUGUUGCGCGUAAGAGGAUGACGGCGGCCCUGUUUCCGGUGGAAGCUUUUACCGAGUUCGCUCUACAGAGCCUGCUCAAUACAUUUUAUAAAUAUUUUAUUAUUAAGAGUGCGACUCACAUAAGUAAGCUCUGGACCCGCGUCCAAAGUGGAUUUAUUGGGGCCGCCGUCCCGUUUGUUUGGCGGGACCUCCUCUGGCAACCCCACCAAAACAGAGUGGCCGUUUGCGUAACGCACCUCGAGUGGAAACGUUCUUUGUCGUUGAAGCGCAGUCGAAAGUCAAGGAGGAACGGUCAAAGUCCUACGUCGCACACUGCCUGCGUCUGUUUGACUUGUGGCAUGUGGAUCCGGCCUUGUGGUGAUCACGAGAGAGUCGGAGCUUUCUAUCCCCGGUGCUUGGAUGACGCAUGGGGAGAGUUGGCCUCAAGUUGAUGUUGACGAGGUCUGGACACCACACUUUGCACCGCUCUGUCAACGCGCUUGCGACAUUAAACAGUCAACUCUAAUAGAGAUGUCAAAUGUAAAGUUGAACAGCAUAAUGUAUGUAAUCAGUCUGUUGUUGAAAAAAUGAUUUUAAGAGUAAUAGAGUGUUUUUUUUGUUACUUCUGGCGGUGCGCACAUGAAGUGGCGCGUAGGCCGCUAUUACAAGGGUCGGUGACGCUUCAUUUUUUAAAACUUGUUUUGCCAUGCAGUUUUAUGUCUUGUUUAUCGAUCCGGUGCGUUCAUUCUGCUGGAAACUGCUUGCGAUUCUGUUUAAAGACAAACUCCCCCCCCCCGAUAACAACGAUGCAUGGUGUAUUUAAUUUGUACGUGACAUUACUACUUCUGUAACAGCUCACGAUUGUGGACAGUUGUCGACUCGAGGUGCGGGCGGAGCGUGCCCGGUGUGACUCCCUCGGUCUCCACGGCCACAUUUCGGCUGUUCCCAAUGUUUUCCCGCGUCUGUACAAAUUUUUGCAAUAAACUGAAAAUUCACGCGUUUCUCCUCCCACACCCCCCGCCCGCCGCCCUCCUCCCACUACCGUCAUCAUCUUCGGUACGCGUUCGUACACAUCGUUGAUGUCAAGUCAAUUGCCGUAGCUGGCCUGGUUUUUAUUAUUAAUAUUAUUACUUUUACGCUUGUUUACCCAGGUUAAGCCUCGCCGAGUGCUGACUUUUAUUUCAAGAAAGUCCUGAUACAAUUUCGCAGUGGGGCAGGGCCCGCGAUUGCCUCCGGUUAGCACGGUUGGCUGCGUACGGUGUGAAAGAAGUUCAACAUUCUUACAGAUACUACACAAUCCCAGGUUGAAUAAAUAGCGAGGUGGUCUUAUUUUUUUGCCAACUUUGGACUGCGUGGCGCAAGCACACGUGGCCUUAAUGCUCCUUCGAACGCCGUCGCGGGAUCUUUGACGUCCACUGUGCAUCAGACGGCGGGGAGCGUUUUCUGGUUAAGACGCCUACAGCAAUCAGAAUCGGAAUAUUGUAUUUAUACUGGAGGAAUCCGAUGAGCUGUAAAGCUAUUUUUCACAGAUGUCAAGUAGGGGUGGGUUAAAACGUUACAACAGCAAACAAUACAAAAACACGAUGGGAGUGCAAACUCCGGCAAAGGUAAACAAAUCGCCCAAAAGCCUACAGAUAAAACUAUACAAUCCCCUUUCUACCAGGCAAAGCCCACCGAGGUAGUAACUUAUUUUUUCAGAAGCAACCUGGCCAAAAAUGAUAGCUCAAAGUGGCCUAUCAUGUGGAAAUGUACAGCAGCAAAUUAAUUUUCAACUAAUGCACGUUUCUGUAUAAAUUCCCAGGGCGGCCUGUCGGGUUUGAAAACCGUGAGCCUCUACGACAAACGGAGAAUGCGCUGCCGCUGUUCCAUAUCCAGGGCCACUUGCAAAUUAAACUCAAUCCCGGUCUCGUGAGUUCUCACCCAAAAAUAAUUACGUGAUGGUUGGAUUGUUGUAAUCCCUCAUUUCAUUGCACUGUAAAUGCCCCCCGGUUUUUUUUUAUUAUUUGUGGACUCAAUAAAUGAGCCCUGGAAUUUCCACCGCCGCUUUGUGAAUGUAUCUUAAGAAUACUGACGAAUCCUUUCCCGAUCGACGGUGCGGAGUCGAGCGGUGGUGGUGGUGGUGGUUGGCGGCGGCGUGCCGCGGAUAAACACUGCAGGACCGCGUUCUCGCACCGGUCGCCUUCGCUCCAUGAGCAGUCGAGAACGAGUGGUGGCGGUUUUCGACGACGAGUGUUAAUGAUCCCACGCCACCCGGUGAUUCGAUUUGGUUGUCUCCAUUCAUGCUAUGAUUUAUAUUCGUCAGUCGCAACAUGUCUGCGUUUGUCGCCUGUUGCUAGAGGUUUGCACAUGAUGCGUCAAUAAAUCAACCCAUAAUUCGUAAGGGGCCACGAUGCACGCGCAUCAUCGAAUUGUGUAGAAAGAAAUAUGUAAUGUGUGUGCAGGUGUUACUGAUGUUACGAGCAAGACGGGGGGGGGGGGGCGGAUGAGAGAAUACAAACGAGACGGUAAAAAUUGGACAAUCGAUUGUUGACUCGUAACAUGCCCCGGUAUCGUGGAAAUUCAAAUCCCCGAUGAGUUGAAUCCUCACCCGACGUUUUUUUUACCGUCUCGUUUGUUGUAAGUUUUUCUGUCUCGGUUGUACACUUUGAUGUUUGCACUUGUUAAGCCUAAAUGUCAGAAUCAGAAUAUUUAUUUAUACUGGAGGAAUCCGAUUACCUAUAAAGCUCUUUUUCACAGAUGUCCAGUAGUUUUUACAGAUGUCCAAAUGGAAUACUAGCGAGCCAUUUUGUAUGUUGAGUUGCGGUUGCAUUCACAUGCUAUAUAAAUCCAAGUUGUACAUAGUUAUCAUGCUUUGGAAAUAAUAGA